Messenger RNA from Suillus discolor, 588 nucleotides. RefSeq lists its product as uncharacterized. The coding region runs from base 1 to 588 and encodes 195 amino acids. The transcript has 4 exons. The record is from RefSeq and is a predicted model, not a curated record. Lineage: Eukaryota; Fungi; Basidiomycota; Agaricomycetes; Boletales; Suillaceae.
AUGAAGAGUUUGAAAUCCCACUCAGCUGCCUACAUCGACAAGUCCAACAGAGCUUCCAUUGGAGGUUACAGUCUUCAGAGCAAGCCCCCUGCAACUAUUGCAAACUACAUCAAUGGCCUUACUGGGUUGACGGCCUACAAUAGUGUGGCCUCAUUGAUUGAUUUUACCCGUGACACAAACGGGAGAGCUUAUCAUCGGUUGCCAAUAUUAAUAUUGAUUGCACAGCGGCUAUUGCGACCAGUCGAUAACAGCUGUGAUACUUCCUUGCUUGAUUUGUUCUUUGACGACUACAAAGAAAUUCCAGAACAACUCAUAUCGGUGAUAUGCGCCAUGUACGUAGUGAUGUUUAAGUGUCGCCUUGUUCUCCAACCCAGAGUUUUACAUUCCGUGGAUGUGCGUGAAGAGGCAGUUUGUCAGUUACAUCUCCUCAGGAUAGUCCGCAGGAGCUCUGGUGAUGAAGCAGUUGAAUUAAAUGCCUGGAUCACUACUUGUGAUGGACAACAUGGCUGGUUGGCUGCCCUCCAAAAUGCGCUGACAUUAGCGAAUGGCCUACAAGGCCUGCUGGGUCGGUCAUCUGAGCUAGCAUGA